Staurois parvus is the source of this 384-nucleotide messenger RNA. The record is from the annotation of a GenBank genome assembly. Lineage: Eukaryota; Metazoa; Chordata; Amphibia; Anura; Ranidae.
GACCAUAAACAUCUGUCGCUGUCUCAGUGGCCUGUCAAUAUCUGUCGGUGUUCCCAGUGGACUGGCCACAUCUGUCACAGUGUCCCAGUGCACAUCAACAUCUGUUACAGUGUCCCAGUGCACAACAUCUGCAAUACAGCGCCACCUGUCAGUGUCCAUCAGUGCCAGCUCUCAGUGCUCAUCCAUGCCACCUGCCAGUGCCCAUCAGUGUCACAUCAGUGCCACAUUUCAGUGCCCAUCAGUGCGACAUCAAUGCCACAUAUCAGUGCCCAUCUGAGAUGCCUUUCAGUGUCACCCAUCAAUGCCAAUCAGUGCCACCUAUCAGUGCUGCCAAUCAGUGCCACCUAUCAGUGCCAGUCAGUGCGGCCUAUCAGUGCCAGUCAG